Messenger RNA from Aspergillus fijiensis CBS 313.89, 973 nucleotides. RefSeq lists its product as uncharacterized. The transcript has a single exon. The record is from RefSeq and is a predicted model, not a curated record. NCBI's taxonomy places the organism in Eukaryota, Fungi, Ascomycota, Eurotiomycetes, Eurotiales, Aspergillaceae. The coding region runs from base 283 to 954 and encodes 223 amino acids.
CAUCUGUGUAGGUCUCGGGUGGACCAGUCUGGCUCGUAGAGAGGAAAGGGGGUCCAACCGUUGCGAAGACAGCAGCAGCCGUGUUGAGCGCGUCUCGGCCCGAUUUCCGGCCAAUCGAUUGCAGAGCGAUGUGCUGUAUGAGCCAUGCAGAGUCACAGGGCAUAAAUAAGAGAGCUACUGCUGCUGCUGCUGCGGCUGCUUGCGUGUUGUCAGCCACUAUUAUUGCCUUUUCUUUCACUCAUCCCCCAACUCUCUCCCACUGCUCUUUGUUCCCAGAAAAACAUGUCGCCCACACCGUGGUGGAGAAACGCUACCAUCCACCAGAUCUACCCGGCCAGCUUCCAGGACUCCAACGGCGGUGGCAUAUGCGACCUCCCCGGCAUCCCGGCAUCCUCAGCCAGCUGGACUAUGUCCAGUCGCUGGGGAUGGACGCCACCUGGGUAUGUCCGAUGUACGACGGCCCGCAGUACGACACGGGGCUACGACAUCCGCGUCUACGAGGCCGUGUACGCGCCCUACUGCACGGCGGCGGACGUCGAGGCCGUAAUCGCGGGUGCCACGCGCGGGGGCUCCGCAUCCUGCUGGAUCUCGUCAUCGAUCACAUCUCACACGAGCACGCCUGGUUCCAGGCCUAACGCUCCUCACACACCGACCCCAAACGCGACUGGUACAUCUGGCGGCCGCCGCGUUACAACCUGGCCACCGGCGCUCACAGCGCCCCCCCGAACAACUAGCGCAGCUUCUUCGGCGGCAGCGCGUGGACCUUCGACUCCACCACCAAAGAAUACUACCUGCACCUCUUCGCGAGCAGCAGCCGGACCCCAAUAUGCUCGCCAUGCUGGUCGCCAGCCUCUCCGGGACCCUGUUCCUGUACCAGGGCCAGGAAAUCGGCCUGGUCGACGCCCCGCCCGCCUGGGACGCCGUCUGCUAUCGUUUUUCUUACUCGAAGGCUAGACUUGGCCAACUGCAUUCA